Molecule: messenger RNA, 1611 nt
Organism: Effrenium voratum
Lineage: Eukaryota; Dinophyceae; Suessiales; Symbiodiniaceae
Source: the annotation of a GenBank genome assembly
AUGCAAGACGCGCCAUCGCAGCCCGGCUACCCGACACACGCAGGCGAUGCCCACGGCGCCCUGCAAGCAGCAGUGGAACGCCUGGGUCGGGCGCAUACCUUCGGUGAGCUGAAUGCUUGCCGCCAGGAGUGCCUCAGGCUUGCUGAGGAACUCAAAAAUGCGGACGCCAGAGGCAAUGACAUGGCUGAGCAGCUUUUGGUCAUCAACAAGGUGCUUCAACAGGAAUUGCAGCGUGCAAAGCUGCGUGCGGAUUCUUUUGAAAAGUGCACUCGAUGGCGGCUACGUUUCGCAUGUGGCAAGGUUAUGCUCUCAGGUGCUUUUGAAAAAGUCUUGGAGCACAGCAUUGCCAAUGCCUGCGGUAUCGAGCCACAGCGCGUGGUCGUGCUUCGCAGCAGCAGCGAAACUGGGGAAGUAGACAUCACCUUCCAGUCCGAGAACGCCUUUGAGCUGAUCAGCCAGGUGAAGCGUCAGCUUGAUGACGCCUCGUCCCCCUUGCGCACAGGCAGUUUGGCGGAAUUCGUGCCUCACCUGCUGCUGCUCAGCACAGUGUUGCCCUCUCAGCAUUGCGUGUGGUCCCCGAGCUCGCUCGCCCCUGCGCCUGCACCCAGAGAUCAGCGGGCCGCUGCAACUGGAAGCUUUCAUUUGGAUGACGACGGGCAAGUUCGCUCGUCAAGCCCAGAGGGCUCCGAUGACGAGAGUGAUGUGCGCAAGCGUCCAGAGUACUGGGGAGUUUAUGUGAGUGACCUAUCAGAGUUUCACAAGUGCAUCCAUGACGAGUUGCUGGCGUACUGCGAAGAUCAUCGCUUAUGCUUUGACAAGGGCGAGUGCACCCACUUGUGCAAGCCAGCAAUGGACUGCAAAUGGGCUGACCACGCUGGCAUCCAUUUUCGGACGAUCCACCCACAUGAGCAGGCACCCAAGCUAGCGGCCAACAUGCAUUCCGUGGUUGGCAGAUACGUCAAGCCUCAGACAAAGGAUGCGGCCAAGUCCUGGGCGCUGAUGAGGCACCCGAACGGAUUGCGGAUAACGCACUUCAUUACCCACACUUGGGAGGAAGCCUUUGCAGACUUUGUGUCAAGCUUGGAGCGAGCAUUGAGUCCGGAUGACGUGGUUUGGGUUUGCAGCUUUGCCCUGGACCAGAAUGCCGACAUUGGCCACCUCUUGAACGUGGAGCUGCUGAAGUCUCCGUUUGCGCUGGCCCUGCGUCGGGCAUCCAAGCAGCUGGGACUUGCGAGUUCCUCGGCGGUCAUGGUGCGCAUACGAGCGGCUCGGCUGAGUUGGGUGGAUCAGGACAAGAUUUGCCUUGAUAUCGAGAAGAACGAGGGCUUUGACGAACUGAACGGCAGGUACAGAUCUCUUUUGCAGCUGACCUUGAACUUUUAUUCUUCUGCAAUGAGUGAGGCUGGCCCAUGCUCGCAUUUGCUGAAAGCAUCGGCUUUUGCAUCAGGCAAGUUGGGUUUGCACAUCAGGUGGCUGACCUCUCACGACAGAUCGAAGAAGCUAUGCAGCAGAAGAAUUCAGACCGCGAGGCGGGCAGGAUGCGAAGCCACAGCCAACGCCCAGUCAGAGCUAGUGCAAGCCGGCUUUUGCCGCCCAUUCUGGUACUUGUAG